Messenger RNA from Antechinus flavipes (yellow-footed antechinus), 1462 nucleotides. It is a transcript of the gene CENPP, whose product is annotated as centromere protein P. Gene Ontology annotation, biological process: CENP-A containing chromatin assembly. Lineage: Eukaryota; Metazoa; Chordata; Mammalia; Dasyuromorphia; Dasyuridae. The record is from RefSeq and is a predicted model, not a curated record. The transcript is spliced from 8 exons. The coding region runs from base 347 to 1366 and encodes 339 amino acids. Gene Ontology annotation, cellular component: chromosome, centromeric region; nucleus.
AGCUUUUGUCCGUGCCGGACUCUGACGUCACUCAAGGACCAGCUCCGAAGUAAACUGGUCCUCCAGGGGAGGGGUUCGGAAGCCACGGGUCGCCGGCUAUUCGCUCCCCAGCCUGGGUGACGGACCCUCCAGGGAGGGCGGGCUGGUGGGGACGACGUUUUCUUCAGCGCUGUCUCGGACACACUCUGUGGGGGGUGGUCUCGGCCAGGCCCGCGCCGCCCCCAGCCCCGUCUCCCCCCCCAAGUGUGAGGAGUUGGUCUGUGCCGGCAGCGCGCGGGAGCCUUGAACAGCUGGGCUCCGGCGCGCGCCCCACCCCCGCACCCUCUCCGCUGGGGCUGCACAGACCAUGGAAGAGCAGCGGCGGCGGGAGCAGCAGGAGCGGCGGCGGCAGCGGCGGGAGCAGCUGCUGAAGGAGCAGCGGCAGCGGCAGCGGCAGUGGCAGCGGCGGGAGCAGCGGCGGGAGCAGGAGGAGCAGCAGCGGCGGCAGCGGCAGCGGCUGCGGCAGCAGCAGGAGCUCCGGACCCUGCGGGCCGAGAUUGCCGCGCUGCGCAGGCGCCUCGAGCGGAGUCGUCCCGAAGCCGACCCGGUUCCGGACCCGGACCCGACCCGACGUUUCUGCCAGGAUGACGAGCAGCCUCCCGCGGGCCGAGCGGAGCCUGCCAGGGCCUCGGAAGCCCAGCUUGAGCGCCUGGAAUCCGGCCUCUCCUUCCUCUCUGAGGUCACCGGCAUCAGGAUAACCGAUUACUCCGUGACCAGAGCCGAGCUCCCGGGAAGCGCGGAGGGGAUGCAGAGGAACGGGCCCAGGAUCCUGAGAAAGGGCCGCCUGGCCGGAGGCUGCCGAGAUGUGACCUUUCACCUGGAGUUCCAGCUCCUGGAGACGCAGGAUGAAGAGAACCUCUCGGCCGCCAUCACCGAGCUGAGCAUUAUCCUGGAGCCCAUGGAGUACGGCGAGCUGAGCCGCUUCGUGGCCCGGACAGAAGAGAAGCGGGACCUUUUCCAGUUUUUCAGAAGUCUUCACUUUUUCCUGGAGUGGUGUGAAUACCGGAAGCGGACAUUUCAGUACUUCAAGGAGAAGCACGGGGCCAUGGUCCAGCUCCCCGGGGGCCCCUCCGGCGACUCCAUGGGGAUCCAGAGCCUGCGCGUGCCCGGGUUCGAGCUGCUGGUGGUGUGGACGGUGCACAUCGACGAGGACGGCCAGGUGCUGCCCAGGCUGGACCUUCUGACCAAAGUCCCGGAGCCAGCCCUGGCCCUGGACAGCAGGAAGGUGGUGGAGCGCGCCCCCCGCUGCUUCCGGACCCUCCUGCAGCUGCUGGGCGUGGAGGCGGCCAUCGACGGCCUGGUGCGGCUGCUGGGCCCCGAGGAAUGACCACGCCGCCCGUGCCCAAAAACGCUUUAAUUCCGAGCCGCCCGGGGCGGCCCGCAGUGAAAAUAAACGUUUGCGACUCUCCCUUAGUGAACCGAA